Molecule: messenger RNA, 5784 nt
Organism: Porites lobata
Lineage: Eukaryota; Metazoa; Cnidaria; Anthozoa; Scleractinia; Poritidae
Source: the annotation of a GenBank genome assembly
CAAAGAUGGCGGACGAAGAUGAAGAAGACUACAUGUCGGAAAAAUUUCUGCUUGGCGAAGCGCAAAAUGCCCCAGGAUUAGUUCCAGAUAAGAUAGCAAAAAAGUACAAAAAAGAGUCAAAACAUAACGAGUUAAAUGAACGCAACAAAAUCAAACCAAUUCGAAUGCGUGAGUCUGAACACAGAGAACAAGGUCUUGCGAGUGCUUUGGACAGCAGCAACAAGGGAUUUGCUAUGCUGCAGAAAAUGGGCUUUAAACAUGGAAUGGGACUGGGAAAAGACGGUAUGGUUUAUUAUUGUCUUGCAAACUAAUAAUUAGUGAAUUUUUCAAUAAUAAAUAAUAAAUAUUUCGAGCACACAAUAGUUGUCAAACGUGGUAGGUAAGCUACCACUUGUUACCUCUUCUCGCUUCUUUCCCCAAUCCCCUGGCUCAAUGUUGUACCCGUAACAACUUUUUUGUCGGGGAUUGUAGUUUAUUACAGUUGGGCACCCACACCAAGCAUUAAUUUUGACCUUCGUAAAGAGGGACACCCACCCACUGCCAGUGGAUGUAGCAGUUUUCUACCACCUCGCCAUUUGCUCAGGGCCCAUUGAAAAAAUAUUUUCUACCACCUCCAUUCUUUGUAAGCUUACAACAUACUUGUCCAAUACUCUGACAAAUUUAUGGAGGGGGACAUGGGGGUUUACGGUAUUGCGGUAUUGGGCUUUUUUUCAUGCGGUAUUUGGGUAAUUUUAAUUUUAACGUGCGGUAUUGUGGUAUCGUUUAGCCUUGCGGUAUGCGGUAUUUCAUCAUUUUGGCUGACGGUAUUCGGUGAAAUAUGAUUGUUUACGGUAUUGCGGUACGGUUGUUUGCGCUUUCCUUUCGAUACAAGACGCAAAACAAAACACAGUAAGACAUAAAGGUCAAGAAAAGUUAAUAUUUAGAAGUCUUUAGACAUAAUGGUAAAUUAUUACACCAUUUGUGGGUCAUUUUGUGACAGUUAAUGGUCGAUAAUAAUAGGUCAAGAUACAAUGAGAUUGUUGUUGCAUCCAAUGACAAUGAGUUGUCUCAAGUUACCUUACCAGGCACGUGUGCCGGUAAUUCGAGGUCUUACACGUUUUCUCACGAUGGCUGAGGUCGCUUUGGUUCAAGACGGUCAAGACGGCGAAGUCAUCAUUGACUGCGUUGCAAUUUUUUACGAAGAAGGCAAAGGAGGGGAAAAUUAUCGCAAGAAAAAUAAAUUUCGAUGCCGGGUUUCAAGUACAGAAAAACGGCUUGUAAAGUUAAAGGAGAGGAGUUGGUAAGUUUGCUUCUUUAGUUCUUACAGGUGCGGCGUGUGAAAUAGGUCAGAUAGUCGAGAUAGGUGACUCAAAACUCGCACUAGACGUGCGUGGAAAGGGUUUUGGUUGGUUUGUUUUUUGUUUUUGUUUUCAAGCUUUCAAGAGUUAUUUCCAUACGAGUUAAUUAGCUGUUGGAUCGACCAAUAAGACCCUAUAACCAGAAUUGUCUGUGAGCUAGGUACUCGCAGUUUGCCAGGAAGGUCAGGAAGCCGUUUAGUCCAUUUGAAGUUUAGUCGUUUAGUUUUAGUCCAUUUUCUCACGAAAAAAUAGGGAACUGUGAACAGUCUAAACCGGUUGUAGUAAUAAUGACGCCAUCAUGCAAAUGCCCUUUAGAAAACCGUUUUAAGGUAAGAGAAUUGUUCUUCACUAUUAGGACUGUAUUAGGGAUCACGCCUCACUGUAUGCUUUUCAUUUUGUAUACUCCUACCAAAAGGUUGAACGAAUGAAGUUUACUUUUCAGUGAAAAUUUGCGAAAAAUUUGCGAACUACCAAAAUAUUAAAAAAAAACAUGGACAUCUUUGUGCAUAAAUGCCUGAGAUAAUUAAACGUGAUAGAUGGAAGCAACCAUAAGUAUGCGGAACCGAUUAUAAAUGUAAUUAAAAUAUGCGGUAUCGGUAUUUAGUCGAUUUGCGACGCGGUAUUUUGGUAUUUGCCAUUUUUUCGUACGGUAUUGCGGUAUUGGGUACCCCCCAAUGUCCCCCUCUUUAUGCAUGGCGUAGUUAAAUUUCUCAUUGUUUUGCUUUUUUCUUUGUUGUUAUGCUUUUGUACAGUAUUGUAAUGUGAAGACAAUACAAUACAGUGCCAUGCAUAAGUUUCUCGGAGUAUUGGACAACCGUCACUUACAACCCAUCAUCUACUGAGGACACUUGUCCACUCAGGGGAAUGGAAUCCUCACUUAGGUGCUCAUCUUUUAUAUAAAGAAAAAAAUGGCCAAUAACCAACUGUAGUUGCCUGUCUCAUAGAGGUGCGAUUUUAGAGAAGAUUGACUGGACAAUUAUAAAAAAGAUGUUUACUUUAAAAAAUGUAUGGGACUGUUCCGAAUUUUUUCUCUUUCACACUGCCACUCACUCAACAACACAGUUUCUUUGAAAACCAACAUCAUUAUUUUUCCUCUAAUAGUGUCUCUGUCUUGAUAUUUUUUCAUAGGGACUGGCAGAGCAGAGCCAAUACCAUUGUCUAUAAAGGCAGGUCUGUAACAUAAUGUCUACCAAAAUUACUUCUGCUGUUUGCAAUAUUAUUUAUCAUGUCACCAGUUGGCUUGAUUCGCUCAAUGAGUUAAAAAGUUAAACCUUUUGCUGUGGUCAGUUUUUUAAUUCCUGACCAAAGUAUUGAUUUUUUUCUGCUGCUUGAGUUGGUAAGGUGACUGCUUCUCUUUUUCACAAAGAUCGCGGAGGCCUUGGUCAUGAUAUGCUCUUAAAGAGACAGAGAGAAGUGAAAGAAGUGUUGAAACAUGAAGCUGCAAAGAAAAGAAUGAAGAUCGAGGAGAAUCAGAGAGACAGUUUCAGGCAACACAUGAGUGGAAAGUUUGCAGAGAGACAAACGGCAAGUGACUUGUACAAGAGUCAGAAAGCAUGCGAACAGUUGGAUAGAUCAAAGGUAAAAAGAUCUGACAAGUCUGACAAAAGUUGCUUUACAGCUCUUCAUAGAAUUAAAGGAAAACAUUUUAAUCACCUGGAGCCCUUGUGCAAAUGUCACAGAUCUAUAACUGCAAAACCUUGCGAAAGUUAAUUUUUCAUCGAUUAUUCAUGGAAAUCCUCAAUAGUUGGUACUAACAAUGUGUACUGUCAUGCAACCAACUAAAACACUUUCCCAAGUUCCUGGGUAAACAGGUACAUGUGUACCGAAAAACAUUAUUAUUAUUAUUAUUAUUAUUGUUAUAGUAAUUCUAUUACACAGAUGUCCCUUUUCAAUGUGAAAGAAAGGAAAUAGGAGAUAAUCUUCCUGCAGGCUUAUUCACCUGUAGUUUUUAAAGUUCACUCAUGCUUAUUAUAGAGGCACAUUUCUUGAAUUUUUUAUUUUUGUGAAGUUUUUCUUUUAAAAUAGAAAAAAUAGACAGUAGCUUAUGAGAGUGACUUUAAGGUAUCCAAGACUCACUCUUGUCCCUCCCUCACCCCCAACCUCAGGAGAGCUCGCUUGUAGGCCAAGAUAUCCAAUAUCAGUAAUAAUCUUGAUUGGUUUUUUAGAUAGUGGUCAAUGUUAUAUAUUACAACUGCAGAGUGAAGAAUUAAAUGUAAAGAAGAUUAUUACGAUUGUAUAUGCAACUUAUUUUCAGUUGCAAAAGGAAAGCCUGAAUAGGAGUCAAACCUUUGACCUCAGCGAUUAUUACUGAUGCAGCACUCUAAAAUUAAUGUUUGAGUUAACCAGCCAACUGGGAGCUGGUUAUCAUUCGUUAAUAUUCUUAGUCAUUGUUGGUUUACAGGACUUGCCAUGUGUUGUAAAGUGGUUUUGGCCGGAGACAAAACCUGAUAAGGAGGAGAGUGAAGAGGAGAAGGAAAAAGAUGGUACGGAGGAUGCAGAUGAUGAUGAGGAGGAGGAGGACGAACCAGAGGUCUGCCGUAAAAAAAUCAGUGUCUUUUUUUAUUAUGUUAUUCACUGCCAGGAGGGUCUACUUUCGAUUUUUAGACUCUGCUAUCUAGCAAAUUCCGUUAAAGUACUACACUUUUCAAAAACACACGCACUCUGAAGUUCAAAAGCCAAUUGACGUUUGCAUUUUUCACUGCCGUCAAUCAUCCUAGUGGACCUCUUAGGAAACAGAACUUUACUUAAAUGGAUUCAAAAGGUCAUGGUUUGUGAUCUGUGAUUGGUGGAUUUCAAUCCGUUUUUGUUUCAGGGUUUGUUGCCUGUGAUCGUAAUAAUUACGUAAUUAAUUAUUAUGAUUGACAGCAGUGAAAAGUGCAUUAAAUUGUGAAUGCAGCUUUUGAACUUAAGAGUUCGCGUGUUUGUGAAAAGUACAGUAAAGAGUUAUUACUUUUGGAUCUACCAAGGAGGAACAGGGCUGCACUCAUGUCGAGCUUGGUGGUCCCUGGCGCCUAACUUUUGUGCACAGGUGACCAGAAAAUCUUAGUUUUUUCAUGCAAAUCAUAUGCUGGCCACUCUAGAUUUUACAGGCUCAGAGCAUUGGGCUCCGUUCAAUUUCCCUUAAAGAACAGCCUUGAUGAAAAGGGUGGAGUCUUUUCACGAUGUAACAUUUUAAAAACUAGUGAUUAACGUAUUCCUGUGCCAUGGUUAAUAUUGAUCAACUUUGUUUAUAUAUUUGCUGAUUUCUUGUGUGUUUGUGUUAGCCAGCAGAAAAGCUUGUCCACCUCACUAUGUACCUCAGACGAACUCAUCAGUACUGUAUAUGGUGUGGCACCAAGUUUGAUGGUAGGAAUCCUUCAAUUUGAACAAAAUGGUAGAAAUGUUGCCUGUAAGCACAUAUUGACAUUCUAGUAGUAGGAUGUUCAUUCACGAUGCAGGAUGUUUGUCACAUGAACCUAGUUUGUGGUCUUAGCUCCCAUGAGUCUCCGGUCACUUAGUGGUAGAGUAUUUGGACUAGUCAUAGUAACCAGAAGCCGGGGUGGGGGGGUGGUGGGGAGAGUACUCUGGAUUUCAAGUAACGGGAAUGAGCGAAGGUUUUUUUGGGGUUUGAAAUCUUCAAUUCUGGGAUUUUUGGGGGGUAGGGAAAUUUGUAAAGUAUUUUUUGGGGUGGCUUGAUUUAAGUGGGGGUUUUGUUCGAAACCCUAGGGAUUGUUUGUGGGUUUUGAUUUUUCCCCCAUUCGAUCAUCCCAUCACUAAUGAAAUCCGGAGUACCCCUCCCCCCGGGGCCAGAAGGUCAUAGGCUUGUUGCCUGCAACAAGUUCUUCAGGGACACUCUAGAAGCGGUGUGAAAAAAGUACCCUAGUUGAGAGUACUCAGAUAAUUUCUUCCCAGGCACCUAUGUCAUUGACUGAAAAAAUAUAUUUCCCGUAGUCACCAGGCUCAAAAUUCACUAUCACAUUUCUGUUCCAUUUCAGAUGAUCAAGACAUAGCAGACAACUGUCCGGGAGACACCGCACAGGAUCAUGAAUAACAGAUAAUUAAUGGAGAGACAAAAUACUUGAGCACCAUCUGCAGGAAAAAAAGUUCAUUAAAGCAAAGCGUUUUAUCCCCUGCACAAGAAAUAUGAGCAGCUGAAAAACAGAAGAAAGGGGUUAGUUUAUGAAAUGAAGACCUGAAGACGGCAGACCGGGAAGAGAACAAUAAACUGAUGAACGUUUUUGGAGUUAACAUCGGGUGACUUUCAUGGUGGAAAAUUUCCGCGUAUAUAUCUGCUGUUGUUUGGUCCAUUAUGCAGAGAACAUUGCCACUCGCUUGAACAUAGCGCUUUGGGCAUUAAACCCCGCAAUGGACUCAGAUGGACCGCUUUGCUUUCCGCCCAAGAGCGAGUAUAAUCAAUAUGCCUACAUCCAGCUGGUCCAUGUCAGAUCUGAGUAUUGCCGUAGACUUC